Messenger RNA from Zasmidium cellare ATCC 36951, 1401 nucleotides. RefSeq lists its product as uncharacterized. The transcript has a single exon. Gene Ontology annotation, molecular function: catalytic activity. Lineage: Eukaryota; Fungi; Ascomycota; Dothideomycetes; Mycosphaerellales; Mycosphaerellaceae. The record is from RefSeq and is a predicted model, not a curated record. Bases 1 to 1401 code for a protein of 466 amino acids.
AUGACUUCAGACCUGACCAACGCAGAUGCGACGGAGCUGGCAGAAUGGAUUCGCAACGGCAAAGCGUCUGCAGUCGAGGUGAUCGAGGCCCAUCUUUCUAGAAUUGCAGCUCUGAACGAAAAGCUGAACGCCAUUGUCACGACCAACGACUCCGCGCUCGAGGCAGCAAAGGCUGCUGACCAAGCCGUUCGAGACAAGACAGCACUUGGUCCUCUUCACGGCGUUCCAUUCACAGGCAAAGAUUCCAUCGACACCGCUAGCGUCCCUACGCAGCGUGGCUCGCCAAUCUUUCGUGGCCGAAUCCCAAGUGUAGAUGCAGCCAGUGUGGCACGCAUGAAGGCGGCAGGCGCAAUCCUCCUAGCCAAAACGAAUAUUCCAGAGUUCUCGUACUCCACCGAGAGUGAGAAUCUCCUUUCUGGCCGAACCAAUAACCCGUGGAAUCUGGAGAGAACGCCCGGAGGAUCGAGCGGUGGUGAAUCGGCGGCCAUUGCAGCUGGGCUUUCUCCCAUAGGUCUCGGCACUGAUCUUGCCAUCUCGGUUCGUGGGCCUGCCGCGCAGACGGGCAUCGUCUCAUUGAAGGCCACUCAUGGAAGGGUACCGAUGACGGGGAUCUGGCCACGAGAGCCGCGCCGCUUUUGGCACGUUGGCCCGAUGGCGCGCAGCGUCAGAGAUCUCAAACUUGCUCUUUCAGUCCUGACAGGACCGGAUGGGAAAGAUUCGCUGUCGUCAAGGGUGCCAGUCCUCGAAACUGCACCUCCGCAGAAGCAGCUUAGAGUUGGGUGGCUUGUACGUCCUGGAUUUGGUCCGAUUCAACCACAAGUCGGAGACACAGUGGAGGCUGGGGUAAGAGCACUCGAACAAGCCGGUUGCGUUGUUCAGCAGGUCACCAUUCCUGCCCUCGAGCGUGAUCCUCCGCUGGACGUCUUUCUCAAAUUGCAUGUCAACGAAAUGAAGCCGGUGUUUGAACAGACCACCCGGGGACAGCCUGAUGAGCACAUCGGGCCUAUCGCUCGCUUCAUGCUGGACACCCCGGAGACAUCCAUCGAAGACUGCGUCCAAGCAGAGCAGGCAGCUCAACGUCUGAGUGAUGCGUUUGCGGAGUUCUUUCAAGAGUAUGACGCUCUUCUCUGUCCUGUGCUACCACUUCCGGCACAUGAGCACCGACUGACGUCGGUCAAGGUUGAGGGAGAGGAUAUCGAUGGGAUAAAGAUCAUGGCAGCGACGGUUCCAUUCAACGUGACUGGCCUGCCGGCGAUAUCACUUCCUUUCGGCUUGAGCGAUGAAGGUCUCCCUAUUGGGCUCCAAAUCGUAGGUGCUUGGAAUGCUGAAGCGACAAUUUUGGAUCUUGCCUUAAAGCUGGAAAGUCAGUCUCCAAUCCAGGGCAUGCGUCCUAAGAUCUAA